UUCUCUCUGGAUUGCAUAAUCCUCCAUGGCUGGGAGCUCUGUAACUUUGCCGAUACAAGAAACGGAUGUUACAGUUCUUAAAGAAACGCUUCGCUCUCAACAGCAACUUCUUCAGAAGCUAUAUUCCGAGCUCGAGUUCGAAAGAGAAUCCUCUGCCACCGCCACGAAUGAAUCUCUUUCAAUGAUACUGCGGCUGCAAAGCGAGAAGGCGGCGGUGAAGAUGGAAGCAAGUCAAUACAAGAGAUUGGCUGAAGAAAAGAUUGGUCAUGCCGAGGAAGCUCUUGCAAUUCUUGAAGAACUUAUAUAUCAGAAAGAAAUGGAGAUCUCUUCCCUUGAGUUCCAAGUUCAGGCUUAUAGGUAUAAGCUUCUAAGCUUGGGGUGUCAUGAUGAUUUGAAUGAUUUUGAAAAGCAGUUUACACCGAACCGGUUUACGGAAAGAAAUGAUGCAUUCGAUGGGGAAAAGGGUAUUAAAUCUACUGUUAGAAGACUCAGUUCUUUGCCCGCAAGUUUACCAAUAGAUUUCUAUUCAAAGAAGAGUACUAAUGAUGGAGAAAACAAUCUGGCACCGGUGCAGGAGAGCAAAGAUGCUGGAAAUUCCGACACGGUAGUUCGUGAUCAAGGCUUGAGUUCAAGGAGAAGUUCGUUAAAUUCAGGAGCUGGUGAAUUCAUUUCUUACUUGGAACAAAUCAGAUUGUUGGAUGAAAAGGUGAAACAGAUUGCAGACUGUAAAGAAGUUGAUCUAAAGAAAAUUUCAAAUGGUAAGGUUGAAUCAGUGUCCCUAAAGUCUAGCUUAUUGAAUGAAUGUCAUGAGAUAAGAUCUCAUGAAGAUUCAACAGAAUUGCGCAUUUCAAGUUCUGCUCUUUCCUCUAGUGUUGUUCAUGAUAUAUUUGAAGUUCCAGUUAUACAUGAAAUUCCUGAAACCAGUGCAAAAAGCAAAAGUUGCUUUGAUGGGGAAAAAUGUAACGGUAAGUCGGUUUUGGGAAGCGAUGAUCGGCUUAGAAAGCCGGAUUUGAUACUGGAAGAUAACUUGGGAUUACCUGCUAAAGAUGAAGUUGACUGGAUAAAGAUGAAUAACUUUCUGAGUGCAAAGCCUGAGGGAAAAUUAUGUAGUGGUAAUGACUUGCCUGCUGAAUAUAGAACUGAAUGCGUAAAGGUAAAUAAGUUACUUACUACAGAUGCUGACUGCAAGUCGACUCUUCGUCACUUAGCGGCUGGCGUUACCGACUAUCAAUCUGAGUUGAAACAACUUAGCCGGAGAAUUGAGAAGCUUGAGAGUGGAAGAAACAAUACAAGGCAUGAAAUUGUAGAAGGAAGGGAGGAAGAACUUAAUUUACUGAAGGAUCUAAGAGAACAACUGAAUUCAAUACAAGCUGAGAUGCGAAGUCGGAAACCGAAGAAACCACCCUCUCCUUCGGAUGAGGUGUCUCUGGUUCCUCUCACAGAGGCAAUGAUGUACUUUUGGUUGUAAUUAAUCAUUUGAUGUUGGAAUCAAACUCAAACAAGCUCCAGUGACAUCAAUGUAUGAUGGGCUGAAAU
Hibiscus syriacus is the source of this 1536-nucleotide messenger RNA. RefSeq lists its product as uncharacterized. The transcript has 3 exons. The record is from RefSeq and is a predicted model, not a curated record. NCBI's taxonomy places the organism in Eukaryota, Viridiplantae, Streptophyta, Magnoliopsida, Malvales, Malvaceae. Bases 26 to 1468 code for a protein of 480 amino acids.